Molecule: messenger RNA, 747 nt
Organism: Glycine soja
Lineage: Eukaryota; Viridiplantae; Streptophyta; Magnoliopsida; Fabales; Fabaceae
Exons: 1
Coding region: 1-747 (248 amino acids)
Source: RefSeq, a predicted model, not a curated record
AUGGGAAGCAAUUCAGGUGCAGUUUGGGAUUGGCAGCUUAAUUGGAGGAGACCUUUGUUCGAUAGUGAGAUCGCAAUGGCGGAUGACUUUAUUGGGAAGAUAGCUCAGAAGGAAAUCCUUCCACACAGAACUGAUUCCUGGUGGUGGAAACCUGACCCAGGAGGAAAAUUCUCAUCAAAAAGCGCCUACAUAAUGCUAUGGGGAGAAUUAACGGGGACAAAUCAGGAGGCUGCUUUUAAGGAUCUAUGGAAGCUAAAAAUUCCACCAAAAGCAGCUGUGUUCGCAUGGCGGCUAAUCAAGGAUUGUUUACCAACGAAGCUGAAUCUCAGCAAGAGACAAGUGGUGCUGAGCGACACCAUGUGCCCUUUCUGUUGCAAUCAUGAGGAGGAUGCUGCCCACUUGUUCUUUAACUGCAGUAAGACCCUACCUCUAUGGUGGGAGUCAUUAUCUUGGAUCGGAGUAGUGACUGCACUUCCACAAAAUCCAAGGGCUCACUUUUUGCAGCAUGGGCAUCAGCUUGUUGGUAACACAAAGUCUACAAGGUGGAAGUGUUGGUGGGUUGCAGUAACAUGGACAAUUUGGCAACAAAGGAAUAAAACAGUCUUCCAAAACCAAUGUUUCAAUAGUAGCAAAGUCAUGGAUGAUGCCUUACUACUACUUUGGUCCUGGCUCAAGUCCAACGACAAAGACUUUACAGUACAUUUUAACCAAUGGGCUACUAAUCUAACAUUAGGUUUCUGUACCUAG